CAAUAUUUUACGACCGCAAGUAGAGCCAUGUAAUAAAACUGCAAAAAAUGAGUAAUUUUAUUUAAAUGAACUACAGAAGCAUAACUGAAAAUUGAAGAGUCGUUUAAUUAUUUUAUUUCUAAAUAAGCUAUAUUAAUCUGAACUAAAUUAUCGUCAUCCAGUUAUAUGCAAAUCGUUUCAGGUCGUAGAAUUACUUUAGCUUCUUUUCAAAUUACAGCUUGGGACACUACCGAGCCGUUGACUUCUAGUACCGCGCUUCCCCCGGUUAAUCCGUGGGACGUGGUUCCGUCGGAGCCGGUGGAGUCUACCGGCUGGGCCAAUUUCGAUAAUUUCGAAAAUUCCUUAAAUAUAGAGAAUACUGCGAGCGAGGAUAAGAAGCCGCGCGACGAUGAACUUAAAGAGAAAGUGUCGGAAACGAUCGCGGACUCGAAGGAGAAGGACACGACGACUAGCGAGAACGUCGAGGACGACAACGAGAAGGAGAGCAAAGACUCGGCGAACACUGAAGUGACUGGAUCAGGUAUGCCGUCCAAUACGGAAACCAACCUCAACAGUAAGAGCGACGAGAACAAGACGAUCCUCGCUGACAAAAACGCUAAUCCCAGCAAACCGCCGGCUACCAGCAGCGACGUCAAGGGCGCGGAGGAGGCCAAGGCCACGACGGCGGAAGACGCGAAGGACGCGGCAGCGGGCGAGAAGCCGCCGCCGGCCGAGCAACAGGACUCAGACGUCCCGAAGAACACACCUGCCGCCACCGACUCCGUGCUAAUGUCGAAAGACGCCAAGUGAAACACCGUUUCCCUCCCAUUCUCCCCCCCACCCACCCUGCCUAUGUUAGACGAGAUAUGGCAAUAGGAAGAGAAAAUCAUAUCAGUAUCGAGUCGUACGAGAACGAUCGGAGCAUAUUACGCCUCUAUUUUCAUUAGACACCACGUGUUGAUUAUGUGCUUUAAAGGGAAGAAAGAAGAAACAAAAAAAAUGGAAAGUGUGUGUUGACGCUGGGCACAGUAUAGUCCCGUUGCAGGGUAUCUCAAAUAAAUACGAAUGCCGAACCUACCAUCGACGCUCAACUACCAUUUAGCGGAUAAUUUGAUGUUUAUUACAUAUACUAUAUAAAUAUAUAGGUACAUCCUGUCCCCUCUCAACCCCACCCCCUUUCCCGGAUGGCCAACGUCUGCAGGUAUUCCCGCGAAAGUGAAGUCCCUCCCGCGUAUAUUUUACGACUGUAUUGUUAAGAGUUUCGUAAAACUGUUAUUUAUACGUAACCGAUGAACUGUUCUCCGUUCAAAAUGGAAGAGAAGAAGGAGGAAAAACAGCGAAAGAACAAAAAGAAAAGGGGACAAAUCGCAACUUCUCAGUUCGCGCCAUACAUGGUCUAUAAACGAGGAGACAGAGAGAGAGAGAGAGAGAGAGAGAGACAGAGAAAGAGAGAACGAAAGGAGACGUCGGACGAAUUUCACCUCCGCUUGAUCACCUCCGCUCGACGUUUGAGUUUGAUUUCACGAAACACAUUUACACAAACCAUUACGAACAUUGCGAACAAACGAACGCGGCGAGAGAAAGAGACGACGGGGAAGAAUUACUUGUGACGACGUUUAAUACUGUAAGCCCGAGAUUUCGCGAACUGGUGCUUUUGCUUAUUCUUUCGAUAAGGCAAAGGUACUUAGGUGCAGUGCCUACUGUCUAACUGAACGUACGUUAGUGCAACGAUGCGAUAUGAGCAGAAAAAAGAAAGAGAGAAAGAGAGAGAGAGAGAAAAAGAUAGAAAGAAUCGUGUAUUUUUAUUACCUUUUGUCAUAAUAUAUUCGGUCGAAAUUUAUACGUGAUAUCGCAUUAAUCGGGAGCUCUCGACGAACUUGCGCGCUUAUUUGCAUUUCAAUAGAAGCGGAAAAGGAGUGGAAAGAUUUGUAGAUACAUAUGUUUAAGCGACUGUUAAAAGUCUUUCACGAAGAUCUUCCAGAGGAUAAAUAGCGUUAAAAAUUGCAGGGAAAACCAACGUGUUGCGCACUUCGACCGAGCUACCUUGAUAUACCUAUCGAGAUAUACUUUGUCAUUUCCCGAGACGACAGUUCUGCGAAUUAUGUUACCUGAUUGUUCCGCGACUUUCUUCUGCCUCGCAGGUUUUGCAGCAGCAAUGUGUUUAUAGCGUUGUACACGAGAUAUUGUUCAUAAUUAAAAAUGAUGAAAUAAUAAUAAAACAUUGUUCUAAAAUC
Odontomachus brunneus is the source of this 2213-nucleotide messenger RNA. RefSeq names its product smoothelin-like protein 1. The transcript is spliced from 2 exons. Lineage: Eukaryota; Metazoa; Arthropoda; Insecta; Hymenoptera; Formicidae. The record is from RefSeq and is a predicted model, not a curated record. The coding region runs from base 166 to 789 and encodes 207 amino acids.